Molecule: messenger RNA, 1334 nt
Organism: Brassica oleracea var. oleracea
Lineage: Eukaryota; Viridiplantae; Streptophyta; Magnoliopsida; Brassicales; Brassicaceae
Exons: 7
Coding region: 7-1077 (356 amino acids)
Molecular function (GO): catalytic activity
Source: RefSeq, a predicted model, not a curated record
AGAAAAAUGUCGAAUUGCAGGUUUCUCUACCACAACGGCGUCGUUUUGGAGGCUCCUCCCGUCGCUACCUUCCUUCAAUCUCUCCCCGGUGCUUAUACAACGACGAGAACGAUAAACAGUGGCACUACCUUCUUGUUCUGGGAGAGACAUGUGAAGCGGCUUUCCAGCUCGAUUCGUAUCCUUUUGGAUUCAAAGCCCGAGCUUUUGUUCAGCUCUGGGUCGUCAUCGAGGGUCUGGAUGAAUCAAACCGUUCAUGAGUCGAGUAUUUACGAUUUAGUCAAUGGGUCUAUGAGCAAGGCUAUGAGAUGUGGUGUAGUGAAGGAAAGGGGGAGACUUUGUGGAGAAGAGUUAGCGGUGACGGUUCUUGUUACUGGUAAUGCGGAGAAGUUGAGUAGGUUGGGUGAUGAAAAGGUUGUGGAUUUUCUAGAUGUGUGGUUGCAUAUAGGUGGAUACUCUUUAGGUGUUGGUGAAAAGGCUGCGAGUUUGGCUUUGGUUGGUCAUGGAAGAGAUGUUGCUAACGCUAAGUACUCAGACUGGCUGGCGGGUUGUGGUUUAGGCAGGUUGAGGAAGCCUCUGGAGAAGUUUAGACCUCCUUCGACUACUGAGCUUCUUUUGUCGAACGAUGGUGAUCGUUUGCUUGAGGGUUGCGUCACUAACUUCUUCGUGGUGUGUCGCAGGAAGUCAUCAUCUGGCAGUCUUUACGGUGAGAGUUUGGGAGAGUAUGAAGUGCAGACUGCACCUGUAACUGACGGUGUGCUUCCAGGAGUUAUAAGAGAAAUUGUCAUCGAAGUAUGCAUAAGCAAAGGAAUACCAUACCGCGAGAGAGCACCUUCGUGGUCUGAGCGUGAGCUUUGGGAAGAAGCCUUCAUUACAAGUAGUCUGAGGAUUCUGCAGCACGUUGGGACGAUUAAAGUACCGGUUGGUUCAUUGGAGGCAUUGGCUUGUACAAAACCAGAGGAGAUUGAAUGGAAGGAGAAAAGGUUCGAGGAAGGACCUGGAAUGAUCACUGAAUUAAUCCAGAAAGCGAUCAUGGAGAGAGGAAUCGAAGAAGGGUUCCCCCUUGAAGGACUUGUAUGAUAGCUGAAAGGUUGAUUACUGGUCUAUGUUCUACUGAUGUCAUUGCCAACCAACAUCUUCCAAACAGUAAUCCUAUGUUUUUUCUUUCAAAAUGUAAUCAAGACUCUCUCAUCAAGCGCGUUUUGCAAUUUGAGCUAAAAGCUUUAACUACCACCAGUGUUCUUGGGGGUUGCAUGAUGCUUGAUAAAAUUUCAUUAUUUUGGAUAGACUUGUACAAAUCCUUUUGAAACUUAGUUAUACAACGAUGAAAGCAUAUA